Messenger RNA from Vanrija pseudolonga, 2410 nucleotides. RefSeq names its product Endoribonuclease YSH1 (gene YSH1). Gene Ontology annotation, cellular component: mRNA cleavage and polyadenylation specificity factor complex. Gene Ontology annotation, biological process: mRNA 3'-end processing by stem-loop binding and cleavage. The transcript is spliced from 6 exons. The record is from RefSeq and is a predicted model, not a curated record. Bases 96 to 2378 code for a protein of 760 amino acids. Gene Ontology annotation, molecular function: RNA endonuclease activity; RNA binding; 5'-3' RNA exonuclease activity. Lineage: Eukaryota; Fungi; Basidiomycota; Tremellomycetes; Trichosporonales; Trichosporonaceae.
CUUCGUCACUCAUCUCGUCACUGACAUCCUCCCCCGCGACCCAUGGGCACUUGGUAGACACUCCGACACGCUCUACCUUCUCAACCCAGCAAAGGAUGAGCCACCACGGACGCCGAGGACGCGGCCACGGGCCGACCGUGCAGGUCGUCGGCGCUGCUCCCGGCGCAAACAUUCCAGCCGGCGAGGAGGCGCCUUCCCUCACCGUCACCAUGCUCGGCGCUGGGCAGGAGGUCGGCCGCUCGUGCUGCGUCAUCCAGCACCGUGGCAAGACGAUCGUGUGCGAUGCAGGCUUGCAUCCGGCGUACCCUGGCCUGGGCGGAUUGCCGUUCAUCGACGAGCUCGACUGGGCGUCAGUGGACGCUGUCCUCGUCACGCACUUCCACGUUGACCAUGCGGCUGCCCUGCCGUACAUUAUGGAAAAGACCAACUUCCGCGAGGGCAACGGCAAGGUCUACAUGACCCACGCGACGAAGGCCAUCUAUGGUUUGACCAUGAUGGACACGGUUAGGAUCAACGACCAGAACGCGGAAUCUGGCCAGCUGUACAACGAGGCAGACGUCCAGGCGUCAUGGCAGAACGCGAUCGCCAUCGACUACCACCAGGACAUUGUCGUCUCUGGUGGUCUGCGAUUCACACCAUAUCACGCCGGUCACGUUCUCGGAGCAUCCAUGUUCCUUAUCGAGAUUGCAGGCCUCAAGGUCCUUUACACGGGCGACUACUCGCGCGAGGAGGACCGACACUUGGUCAUCGCCGAGAUUCCUCCCAUCAAGCCCGAUGUGUUGAUCUGCGAGAGCACUUUCGGCGUGCACACAUUACCAGAUCGCAAGGACAAGGAGGAGCAGUUUACAACUCUGGUCGGAAACAUUGUGCGCCGAGGAGGCAAGGUCCUGAUGCCCAUCCCCUCCUUUGGCAACGGUCAGGAGCUGGCACUCCUCCUCGACGAGUACUGGAACGAGCACCCAGAGCUGCAAGGUGUCCCCAUCUACUUUGCCUCAGGCCUCUUCCAGCGCGGCAUGAAGGUGUACAAGACAUACGUCCACACCAUGAACGCCAACAUCCGAUCACGAUUCGCGCGGCGAGACAACCCCUUUGACUUCCGGUUUGUCAAGUGGCUCAAGGACCCCAAGCGCCUGGACCACUCCCAACCAUGUGUCGUCAUGGCUUCUGCCCAGUUCAUGAGCUUCGGUUUGAGUCGUGAGCUGCUCGAGCAGUGGGCUCCCGAUCCGAAGAACGGUGUUAUUGUCACUGGUUACUCGAUCGAGGGUACCAUGGCACGAACACUGCUUGGCGAGCCCGACCACAUCGAGUCAUUACGAGGCGGCAACAACAUCCCCCGUCGGUGUACGGUCAAGGAGAUCUCGUUUGGUGCACACGUCGACUACAGGCAAAAUUCGCAGUUCAUCCAGGAGAUUGGCGCACCGCACAUUGUUCUGGUCCACGGCGAGGCGUCGCAGAUGAACCGUUUGCGUGCGGCUCUGCGCGACACGUACGCCACACGAGGACAGGAGAUCAACAUCCACACCCCGAGGAAUCUCGAACCCCUCACGCUCACGUUCAGGACGGAGCGCAUCGUCAAGGCCAUUGGAUCGCUCGCCGAGGAACGACCAGUGCACGGCGCUGAGGUCAAGGGCCUGCUCGUGUCCAAGGACUUCUCCUACACGCUCCUGGACCCCAAGGAUCUGCGCGACUUUACCGGUCUGUCAACAAGCACCAUCGUGCAGAAGCAGAGCUUGCCAAUUGGUGUCGACUGGAGCGUGGUCCGGUGGUAUCUCGAAGGCAUGUACGGAGAGGUGGAGGACGGAAAGGACGAGGAGGGCCGCGAGACGAUCACUGUCAUGAACGCCGUCCGUGUGGUCCGCAUCUCGGACAUUGAGAUCCAGAUGCAGUGGGUGUCGAACACGAGCAACGACAUGAUCGCCGACUCUGCGCUUGUCGUCCUCCUGGGCAUCGACACGAGCCCCGCGACUGUCAAGCUCACUGCGACGAAGAAGCACUCGCAUUCGCACUCUCACAGCCACGGCGAGGGCGAGGGCCAUGAUAACCACGAGGGCGAUGAUGAGCUCCGCGACGCCAACGCCGACUUCGAGACAUUGCACAUGUUCCUCGAGGCACACUUUGGCGACGUAACGCACCCCGAGACGCAGGUGGCCGAGGGUGACGAGGACAACCUUCUCGUCAUGAAGGUGACGGUCGACGGCGUCGUCGCGACUGUCGACCUGAUCUCGAUGAAGGUCGAGUGCGAGUCGGACGAGCUGCGAAAACGCGUCGAGGGCGUGCUGGAGAUGGCGCUCACGACGCUCACGCCGCUCUCGCGGCUGUUUGCAGGGCAGGGAAUAGAGCAGGUGGACGAGGGCACCGAGGUGGCAGCAGCAGCUUAGCAGUGUAUCAUGCAUUGAGUAGACGAUAUGAG